GUCCCAGCGCGCACCACGCGGGGCCGUGUCUGGGCUGUGCUUGCGGCAUGGAGGCGCUGGGGCAGCGGCAUCGCUCUCUCUACAAGGGGGCCGCAGCCCCGCCCUGGAAGGAGACCUACCGCCGGCGCUGUGUGGAGAGACUUAAAAACAGUCGUGCCAAGCUGCUGGAUCGAUACCGCCAGGCCGGGGAGAAUGUGCACUGCAAUGCGAGGGGUGCUUUUCUCGUGCAGGAGGUGAUGGAGGAGGAGUGGCAGACCUUGCAGUCAGUGAAUGUGAGCCUGCCCUCCCUCAGGAGAAAGGAGGCGCUGUCACAGGUGUUGGAGGACCCUGAUGAACUAGCAGUACUGGAGGAAAUCCAACAAGAGCUGAUCUCACAAGAACAGUUGACAAUAGAAGAAUAUGAACGGAGUCUGCAGUUUGACCAGGAGUGCCUCAAUGCAAUGCUUGACAGCUUGGACGCAGGCAACAAGAUUAUCUGUCCAAUGUGUAAAAGGAAUAACCUGACUGUGAUGAGUCAUUUGGUUUUAUGCCAGUGUGGAUUAUACAUCAGCACACAGGGCAUGACAGAACAGAAGCUCCGGUCACUUCUAGAAGAGAGUGUAACAGAACAUGGUCAUCAGUGUCUUCACAAUCCUGAGUUCUCCUUCACUAGUGGAAUGGAGGGAGAAGCCAAUCUUCUCAUGAGCUGUCCGGUGAGUCUAAAUUGCCACGGGAGUCUCGGGGAAGCAUCCCCAUUCAUGUGUGCUUCUCCAUGUAGUAGGCAAAAACAAAUCAACCUAUUCAACUUAAAGGUUAAGCUGCUCCCCUUUCAACCGUGCCCUCACACCCCACCACACCCCUUUUGGGAAGCUGCUGGGUUUGCAAAAACAUGGCAUUUCUAUGAGGAACAUGACAGUAGGGUUUCAUUCCAUUUUCUAAUUUGGCUACUUGUCCUUUACAUGUAUGAUAUGCAGUAUGUAUUUCCAUGCCAUGUAACACAAAUGGAACUAUUGGGCUAAGUAAUUAUCUAUAUCCUGAAUAAACAGGCUAUUUUACUAAAACCAAAGAUGUCUUUAAAAUAUAAGUUACUCUUCAUCUUUGUUUCCUUUUUUCUAGUUGUCUCAUCUUAGACAACCUAGUGAAACUGAUUCAUGUGUGUUUUACUUUCUGGUUCUCCUGCACUAGCACAGUGCUGCAAAGUUUGGAUUGCAAACGCUGCAGGGAAUGCUUAAAUCCCCAAGACCACCCUUUUCAUUUCAGUAACAAGCUGUGAAACCAUUUUGAUUUAAGCGUACUGAAAGCUUGUUUAUAGAAGUCCCAAAUGUUGUGCUGAAAUCAACAUAACCUUUAGACAGAGUAUGGUCCCUUCUUGAGUUUCUCCCUGUGAAUAGACCAAACCCAGGUUUAGGGGGCGCCUCUUAGCAUUAGUUGUCCUAGUGUUAUAAUUACGGUUUUAUAGUCUAUACCUGUAAGUGACUGGGCAC
Messenger RNA from Trachemys scripta elegans, 1463 nucleotides. It is a transcript of the gene RPAIN, whose product is annotated as RPA interacting protein. NCBI's taxonomy places the organism in Eukaryota, Metazoa, Chordata, Testudines, Emydidae. The record is from RefSeq and is a predicted model, not a curated record. Bases 48 to 998 code for a protein of 316 amino acids. Gene Ontology annotation, cellular component: PML body; nucleus. Gene Ontology annotation, biological process: protein import into nucleus. The transcript is spliced from 6 exons.